AUGAGGCAGGUAUCGACACAGAGUUAUUUCAUGCUCACUCUACGAGAGCAGCUUCUACUUCGGCAGCACAACGAAGUGAGGUACCUGUAUCAGAGAUUAUGUCUAGAGCAGGUGCCGCCAGACAGGGUAGUGAAAUUCUCAGAGUUGACCAAUCCGCUAGCAUGGAGAUCAGGGGAGCCGUUUGGGAUCCUAGUACAAGCCACUAAGGAGAACUUCUCCAGGAUUGGUACUGCCUACCUGGAGGGCUACCUGGAGCUUGAUGAUGGUCUCCUUGUAAAUCAACUCCUAACUGUUGAGGUAAAGGGACAGCCUUUCAACCUGGUAGACAGCAGACUAAAGAUGGGUGAGAGCCCAUCAGGUACCAUGACCCCACCGAUUCCUGCAUCGCCUCACAAAGGUGGCAAACCACAGCUCUUCAGGCAGCCGCAGCAUCAAUCGCUUCGGCGGAAGCAUUCUUCGGAGUUCCUACGCAAGAUGGAGGAGCAGAAGUUAAAGUCUUCUGGUUCCUGGUCAAGCACAGCUGAUGGUAGUGAGGACAGUCCUAAUGUCAGUGAAAGCCCAGCGACAGAUGGUGUGUUCUUCCAGGUUGGUGAUGACAGUGGCAACCUGUCCAACGGAAUCGGGAAGUUGUCAAAGUCUGGGAAGCACAGAGAUGACAGACAUCAUGCAAGGAGUAUGAUGAAUGAUAGCAAACCUCCAAACAUUCUUGUAUAUACAGGAUCUGAGACUGAGGAUGAGGUGUUUGCUGCAGUGCAAGCAGCCCUACAACAUUGCCUUGAACAUGACAAAUAUGUCAUUUAUCUCCUGAAACCAAGCACGUUAUCGCAGCCAUGGUCGGACAAUUGCGCCUUGAUGGUCCUCGCAGGGGAAGGUAAUCUUCCUGACGAAGCCACUUCCAGGUUUGUCUCCCACUUUAAGAAUGGGGGACGCAUUCUGAAUUUUGGACUCCCAUUGUCCCUCGGGGAUGUGAGCUUCCAGGUUGGUGCCCCUACAGAGAAGGAAGUGGAAGCAACCUAUCAGGGUAUUGUAAAGUCUCAGCCAUACAGAGUGCAGGGUUUGAGUGGGCCUGGGAGGCUCCAUGUGAAUGACGGGGAGGGUGAUAAGAACACUGAGGUUAGCAUCUUGGCUCAGGACAGGAUACUACCUAUGGUUGUGAAGGCAUCAGAGAAGUCCAAAGGAGGAAUGGCAAUAUUCUCACAAAUAUGCUUUCCAGAAGGUCACCUUGAGGGUACUCAAGAGGACAUGGCAAUAGACAUGUUGGUUAGAUUGGGUCUGGCUUGUAUUAGCUCUAAGACUACCAGUCAACACAUCAUCCAGCUCACACCAGCAUAUCUGCUAGGCAUCAAUCAGGCAAAUGAACGUUUCCUCAAAUCAAUAUCAAGCCAGAAAGAUGCAUCCCCUAUCCUACGAGGCUCGCCCGUCUCUCUUCAUUUCAUCUAUGAUCCAUCUGGGAUCAAACACGUCAGCCCGUCCCUCCUACCAGUCGUCAUAGGGCGCAAGAGCUUACCCAUGGGGUCGCUCUUCAACUUUGAUGUUUAUCGUAACAAUCUCCAGACGAGGAUUCUGGGUAAUGUGGUCCUGUAUGCAGAGGUGUUGCCAACAACGAUGGACGUGUUUGAUGGAUUUAUGUUCAAAGUUCCAGACAAUAUUGGAUGUGUUUGUAUAGCAACAAGAAUGACUGGUGGAAAAGGGCGUGGUGGUAACCGGUGGUUAGCUCCCAUAGGCUGUGCUAUGUUCUCUCUUCACGUUCGCAUCCCAUUGAAGACACACCUGGCAGAUAAACUUCCAUUCCUUCAGCACAUCGCAUCGGCAGCAGUAGUAGAAGCCGUCAGGUCACUCAAAGGUUAUGAGGAUUUUGACCUGCGUCUGAAGUGGCCAAAUGAUAUUUACUAUGGUAACAAACAGAAGCUGGGAGGGGUCAUUGUGAACUCAUCCUGCCUUGAUGGUGUCUUCCAUGCAAUAAUAGGUAUUGGUGUGAACGUCUCCAACAGUGUCCCAACCACAUGCAUCAAUGACCUCAUCCAUAAACACAAUGAAGAGAAACGUACCAGUCUUAAUCCUGUCACAAUGGAGAUGGUCAUAGCUCGUAGUAUUACUGAGAUGGAGAAGAUGAUCAAUGCUUUUCAAGAGAAGGGAGUGGAGUCUUUCCUACCUGUCUACUAUAGGAGGUGGCUACACAGUGAUGCCAAGAUCAGGCUUGAGAGUGCCAACGGGGACGAGGUAACGAUAACAGGACUGGACAACUCUGGUUUCCUACAGGUCAAGAAGACGGACGGCUCUAUCCUCAGUGUCCAACCAGAUGGGAAUACGUUUGAUAUGCUUAAGAACCUUAUCAGUAUGAAGUCAUCUAAGCAUUGAAUUUGGCUCUGGACCCUGUUUCAAAGUAUCUGUCAUCAAUAAUAAAGGCUAUGGCAAAGUUGCUCUUGACCAAAAAACGGCCUUUCAGUAGCUUGUAACCCGUCAUGGAGAAGCUUGAUGAAACAAGGACUUGGUCAUGUACCUUCACACAGGAUGAUAAUGCCCGAGAUGUAAGUUUAGGCUAUAAAUUGGUUUAAACCUUAGUCUAAGGCUUACUACUUUGGUCUAGACGUAUUGUCAAUGAUUAUGUCUUGGUCUAAGACUUCUGCCAAUGAUGUGACUUCAGGCCAAGUGGUAUAUUGUCACUGAGGUGUUAAAAUCUUGUAUUUCAAAAUCAUCUUUUGAGGUCAGCUCAGAAAAGCUCACUUUUAUGGAAGGGUCUUCUUUCUGUGGGCACUGUCCCUCAGGCACUGUGCAGCCUCCAUCAAUCACAUGCCUGUAAAAAAAAAGAGAAAAAUACUUUUAGUAAUUGCUACAUGGUCGAUAUUGAAUCAGCAUCAGAUUUUUUUUCAUCCUUUAAUGAAUUUACACUAUACAUGAAAUAAAAAAUGUGUAUACUUAUUACAAAGGGGAAAAAGAAAGGAUCUUAUUUCUACAGGUGACUAUGCCUAAAUCUAAUCUGGUCUGAAAUAAUGCUUAGAGUUAGGCAGUUAUUCUAUUUAUAGAAGGUAAACUUAUGCAGAGUCGAAUGUAUUCAAUUUCCUCAUAAGUAUUUAAGAAGUCAUUAGAUUUUUAUUUUGGAACACUGUAUCACAUAUUAAAAUCAACCUUGGACAAGACUUAUCUACUCACCUCAUCAGAAACUGUGACGGCAGUGGUGCUAGUCACAUGAUGCUGGAGAGAUUCGCCAAGCCCACUCUCCCUAGUCCAACUACAGAGGCAUGGUCCUAUUUAUUAUGGCACUUUUGCCAGCUCAAUGACCUUGAGAUACAUUUUUCGAGGAUCUGAACGAGACCUCGGCACCACACUCUGAACACUGUAAGAUGAUGUUGAUGGUUGGGCCACUUUGCUUUGUUUCAUCAUCAAGAGGGAUAAGGUGUCCUGAAAUAUUAAACAAUGCAAUUAAAGAAUGGGAUUAAAGAUGGAAAAUGUGACUUAUUUCCAGCAGUUUUCAGCAUGCAGCACUGGUGUUAAUAUUUUUUAUGAAUGCACACAGAGCUAGAAAUUUUGCCUUUUUCAUUGCAUUCAUACACCCCAAAAUGUUCAUGUUUUUGAGGGGAAAAUCAAUGUUUAACGCAUUUCUGACAUAUGAUCCCAUUACCCAAAUUUAAUGAUUUUGGUAUCAAAUUAAAGAGAAUAAUAUGUUCCAACUGCCCUACUUAGUUUACAUUUAGUCACUACCUUAAUUUUGAUGGGCAUAAAAAAAGGAAGUUCAAAGUCUCAUAUCUUGUGAAAAAAUGUACCAUAUUUUGUAAACUGUCUGGUUAUUGUAGUAUUGAUAAAUCCAAUGGAAAUACUCAUUUUUCAUCUAUCCUGUAGGACCAAGUGUCAGAAUUGAUUUCAAAAUACCCUUUCCCCCACUGCUCUGCAAAGCCCAAUACAAACCUGCACACAAAAUAUCUGCACUCUAUGUGUGGUUGUGUGUUUCAGCGGUGUGUGUUGUGACAAAUUAUACUACACACUACACAGAGCCUUUUGGGGGUAUUGGGCUGAAUUUCAUUCAAAAUUCAUUUGAUAUGGUGGUGUGACCUUAAUUCGCACGUUACCUAAUUUUUGCGCACGGUCAAAUAUCUCCAUAUCAAAUCAAAAUCUUGAAAAACUGAUAGCACCAACAGAAAAAACCCAGUAUGGUAAUUUUCUAGAAGGUAGGGUCUCAAUUUGUGAAAAUAUUGGCAAAACAUCAGCAAAUGUUGUUACCUUUUGCCUCCACUCUGAACUUUUGACAAGCUUCAAGAAACUGCCAAACAGGUUUUCAAAAAAGUAAGUAAAUUGUGAUACCAACUGAAUUUAUGGCAUUUUAACCUCCAUCUGAUACAAUUAUCUUACCUUUGCUUGAUUUCUUUUCUAAAGCUUUGCAAAAAUGCAAAACAAUCGUGCUCAAAUUAAGUUUACACUUUUUUAUGAUACUCUUUCAGCAGAGCACGCACUCCUGGGGCACUAGUCGAUCGUCAAGGAAUUUGGAGAUCGCGAAACCCUUGACCUACUUUAUAAUUCCGUGAAGUGAAUUUGACUUUAGGAUCUUGGUUUCCAUUUGGUAUUUAGGAUUUUGAUUAAUUUUGUAUGAACUGAGAGAAAUUUUUGAUUGAAAAUUAACUUCAUGAUUAUUCUGAAACGUGCAUGCGCAAAUUAUGGUCACCCCAUAUCCCAUCAUAAUUAUUAAAAAAACGAUUCUUGGAUUACUAUGAAAUUUGGU
This is a messenger RNA of Lytechinus pictus (painted urchin), 4711 nucleotides long. RefSeq names its product biotin--protein ligase-like. Gene Ontology annotation, molecular function: biotin--[biotin carboxyl-carrier protein] ligase activity. Bases 1 to 2358 code for a protein of 785 amino acids. The transcript is spliced from 10 exons. Gene Ontology annotation, cellular component: cytoplasm. The record is from RefSeq and is a predicted model, not a curated record. NCBI's taxonomy places the organism in Eukaryota, Metazoa, Echinodermata, Echinoidea, Temnopleuroida, Toxopneustidae. Gene Ontology annotation, biological process: protein modification process.